GUCUGGUUUCGCUAUAAAAGUUGCAGGUCGACCCAAUCCAGUCAUAGUCCAAUUUGCUAGCUCAAAUCAAACUAAUCCAAAACCAACAUGUUCAAGCUGUCUGCCCUCGUUGUCCUGUGCGCCCUGGUGGCCUGCUCCUCGGCCGAGCCCAAGCCAGCUGUUCUGGCCGCCGCCCCUGUGGUUGCUGCUGCCCCAGCUGGUGUGGUUACCGCCACCAGCUCCCAGUACGUGGCACGUAACUUCAAUGGAGUCGCCGCUGCCCCGGUUGUAGCCGCCGCCUACACUGCCCCCGUUGCCGCUGCCUACACCGCCCCCGUUGCCGCCGCUGCUUACACCGCCCCAGUGGCUGCCGCUUACCCCGCCCCUGUGGCUGCUGCCUACUCGGCUUACCCCUAUGCUGCCUACCCCUACACCGCUAGCUACACCACUGUCUUGUAAAGGGGAUACCAACGAAAAGGAC
Drosophila bipectinata is the source of this 460-nucleotide messenger RNA. Its product is annotated as vitelline membrane protein Vm26Ab. NCBI's taxonomy places the organism in Eukaryota, Metazoa, Arthropoda, Insecta, Diptera, Drosophilidae. The record is from RefSeq and is a predicted model, not a curated record.